This is a messenger RNA of Scatophagus argus, 1083 nucleotides long. It is a transcript of the gene ppil3, whose product is annotated as peptidylprolyl isomerase (cyclophilin)-like 3. Gene Ontology annotation, molecular function: peptidyl-prolyl cis-trans isomerase activity. Lineage: Eukaryota; Metazoa; Chordata; Actinopteri; Scatophagidae. Gene Ontology annotation, biological process: protein folding; protein peptidyl-prolyl isomerization. Gene Ontology annotation, cellular component: catalytic step 2 spliceosome. The record is from RefSeq and is a predicted model, not a curated record. The coding region runs from base 130 to 615 and encodes 161 amino acids. The transcript is spliced from 6 exons.
ACGUCACUUUAUUUUUGUGUAUCCUUUCUAAAUAACCACAAAUUCCGUGCGGAACCAUGCAGUAUUGAGCUACUGUACGUAGACGGACAUGUUUUUCCGAUACACCUGUUCACCCUCGCGACGUUUGAAAUGGCUGUUACCCUUCACACAGAUCUGGGAGAUAUCAAAAUUGAAUUGUUUUGUGAGCGCACACCGAAAACAUGUGAGAACUUUCUUGCUUUGUGUGCCAGUGGGUUCUACAAUGGCUGCAUUUUUCACCGAAAUAUUAAGGGUUUCAUGGUUCAAACUGGAGAUCCUACGGGUACAGGUAAAGGGGGAACAAGCAUAUGGGGCCGUAAAUUUGAAGAUGAGUUCAAUGAGCACCUAAAACAUAAUGUAAGAGGAGUGGUCUCAAUGGCAAACAAUGGCCCCAACACAAAUGGCUCCCAGUUUUUCAUCGCAUAUGCCAAACAGCCCCAUUUGGACAUGAAGUACACAGUGUUUGGAAAGAUUAUAGAUGGCCUGGAAACACUGGAUGAACUGGAGAAACUGCCCGUCAAUGAAAAGACGUUCCGACCGCUGACUGAAACCCGGAUAAAGAAUGUAACCAUGCAUGCCAAUCCUUUUGCUGGAUAGAUAGCUUUCUCUUCAAAUAUGUAGAUAGAACUUUGACAUUAAAAUAAGUAAAUUGGAACAGUGUGUAGCAUCUUUAUUUUUUUUCAGAGGUUUGAAAUUGGAGGGAGAGCAGUCGGGUAUUAACAAUGAAUCCAAAAACUGCAAAAUGCUGAUAUUUGUUUACAAACAUUUGUUUUUCUACCAUUUCCAUUAGCAAUUCCCAUAAUUAAAACUUCAUUUGUCAGCUGAUUUACUGUCAAGUGGAGUAGUGCCAGAUUUUGCACCCUGAAGCAAAAGUUUUCAGGGCUGUGCUUUCUCCACUCUAACUGUGUUGUCGAAGUCUUUGUGAUUAAGAAGUAGAGGUUAUUCUCGUGCAUUCUCAGUUGAAUCCAAAAACAGAACACGUGACUUUCUACAGCACUGCUGAACAGAUAUUUUCUAUGUAAAUAAGUUACCAAUGUUUUGUACAAAAUAAACCUUUUAGAACGA